UGAUUCCGUUCAGGCUGGUACGUCGACACUCGUUAGUUUGAUCGAUGGAUGGAAGGAACACUCACGCGAAGAGAGACUCCGCCUAGCAUUCGGCCGUAGUUACGAAUCUAUACCUUUAUGCAUAAGGUGGUUUUAUCUUCGAAACAUUACGGCAGUGAUGACAAAUUUGAACAAAAAUGAUCUAAUAUACAAAUAUGACAUGUAAGAAAAAAUGGGAAGUUUGGAAUUCACUACUAGUACUUCAGUAGAAAGUACUAUAUCGGUAAACCUUUCGUUGGGAUUCCAUGAAAAUAUUAGCAAAAUGCAUCAACCUGCAGUGCUACAUCGGUACGAGGUUAAUACGUCAGUAUUUUCUACAAGCUUACCUAACGUAUCAAGUGUAGUGGAAUAUGGAAAUACUACCAAUGUGACGGAGACCGAGUUUUCCAUGGGUUUGUCGGAGGAGUCCCUGAUAGUCCUUAUGGUGCUGUAUUCUUUAACUACCGUUCUGUCCAUCGGGGGAAACUCCCUCGUGGUCCUAGUCUUCUUUAAGGGCCGAAGGUCCAGAACGGAUCUAAGAUUGUUUCUAAUUAACCUAGCAGCUGCAGACCUUGUUAUGGCCGUAUUCUGCAUGCCUUUCACGUUUGCGGACACCAUUCUAGGACAUUGGGUAUUUACAAAACCGAUGUGUCCAAUCGUCCUGUUUAUGCAGCUAUUCUCUGUAGCGGCCAGCGUGUUCACCAACAUGGCAAUUGGGGUAGAUCGCUUCAUGGCCGUUAGCUUUCCCUUGAAAUCCAGAAUUACGUAUAGACGAGGAAAGUAUGUGAUUGUGAUAAUAUGGAUGUCGUCCCUCCUUCUGUCUACCGUCAUGUUGGCAGUGGGGAGGGGUAUUGACGAUGGGUCAGGCAAUGUUAAGUGUAUGGAGCUCUGGCCCGUACCCGAUCAAAGGAAAACAUUCACCAUCUGCGUCCUCUUGUUUACAUACAUAAUGCCACUUGCGAUCCUAUUAAUAACAUAUUCAAUAGUUGGAAUUUUACUUUGGAAGAGAACAACACCAGGAAAUAAACAUGCGAACCGCGACAUGCAUCAACUCCGAACGAAAAUAAAGGUGGUGAAGAUGCUGGUGAUUGUGGUGGUGAUGUUUGGUAUCUGCUGGCUGCCUAUUCACGCUUUCACACUGUUUAUAGACUCCCAUCCAGAGCUCCUAGCCACAACUGAGGACAUCCAGUUCUUCAUGGGCAUUUAUCUCACCGCUCAUUGGCUGGCUAUGUCUAACAGCUUUGCUAACCCAAUCAUUUAUGGUUUUACAAACGCAAGCUUCAGGGCAGACAUGGCAGUCCUCCUCAACAAGUGGUUUCCGUGUUGUUGUUGCUUUAAACACAUGAUGACACGGACGUAUAGCCUGUCAAACUAUGAUAGUAUUAUUUACCGAAAACAUACAGUGAUCAGAGGCGGAAGUAUGAAAAACAGCACGGGCACAUCAGACUCGUUUAAACGCUCAAGACCCGUACAGUAUUUUGGAGACCAACGAAAGGAGUUUCCAGGAUUCAGACGAACUAGAUCCGAAAUGCAUGUGAAAAGAAUAACAGUGAAUGGUGUGCAAAAUGGACACGUGUACUCGUUUAAAUCACCGUCAACUAAAUUAAACGACAGUGUGCCCGAGUGAUGUUUGAAUUGUAAUCUGCUAUUCCGUUACAGCGAACAAUACAUUAUAUACAUUCAAAUGUGUAUGAUGCAGACUUAUUAUGGAGUCCAUUCCACCGGAGGGUUACCUUUCAACAUGUGAUACUUUUUUUCAGAUCCGUGUGCGUGUUUCUAGAAACUUGUGAAAGUUGAGCAAUUUGUUAUUUGACAGAUUUUACGACUGACUUUUCUAUUUAUGGAACCAUUGUACAUCUGUUCAUCCUUUAUGUUGAAAAAUGAACAUCUUAUAAGAGCAUUUUGAACAUGUGUGUAUAUUGAACAGCACGUUCAUAUUUUUUUCUCGCAGAAAUUUGCUGAUGUUUUUUACGAGGAAAACAGUUCCCUAGGUGCUUCAUGUCACAACACCAAAACAAAUUACAAUUAAAAAGAACUAAAAUACACGAAUUCAAUAGAAAACAAAUCGUACAUCCAACAACUGUUGAUUAAUAGCCCGACCUUGUACAUCAUGCAAGUUCAAAUGGGUUAUCGCUAGAUUAUACACAUCCGACGUAGACAUGUUACUUAUUAGAUUGAUAAAGGUUGCUAAGACGUCUGACUUAUACUAUAGUAAAAAUCCUACAUGUGAGAUACAGACAGAUAAAUCUCAACCCAUGACAAAGAUGUUUGCUUUCAUAGAACAAAGUUUUAUCAACUACUGAAAAAUCUUAUCUCAUGGAUUGAGCUUUCUCUGUUUCAAACGCCAAAGAAUGUUUCAUUUUACUUUCUUUUUUGACAAAUCCUCGCUUCAGCCAGAUGUUCGUGACUUCACAUCGUUGUUAUUCACAGCUUUUGCAAGCUGUCUUGACCAGCAGAGUAGGCAGAACUGUCUAGCACUAUUACCAGAUCAAUAUCAGCGUCGUAAGUAAGGGGAAAUGUAUAUAUAGUAUGAUCUCCAUCCAAUGUCCAAUCAAUUCACGGGUAUUGUUGAUGACAAUGUACACUGUAGCAGAAAAGAAAAUGUGUUUCGAUUUUACUUGAUGGUCUACACUUUCAAAUUAAUGCACGGUAUCUAGUUAGCUUUUGUUAUUUAGAGAAUAUUCUUUUAUUUAUAAUGAAUCUCUCUGAAGCUGAGAAAAAUGUGGAAUUUAUAUUGAAUUUUUGUCGACAUUGUAUACAUAUUUUAAGUUUGUACAAUGACUAUUAGCUAUCUUUUGUCAACGUCAGUAUAACAAAGGCUAGAUAUUGUACAAUGAUUGAUGUACACGUCCAUUGACCUAUCUAUAUACAUUUACAUACGUUUAAACAUUGUACUUCUAUUGAAAUAUGUAUAAAGUUUACACGUCCAUUGACAUGUGCAUUAAGUACACACUUCCAUUUACCUGAGUGUUUUGUGAACACGUCCAUUUUCUGUGUAUCUAAUCUACAUGUCCAUUGACCAAUGAAUCUAGAAUACACGUCCAUUGACGUGUGUAUCUAAUCUACGUGUACAUGUCCAUAGACCCAUGAAUCUAGAAUACACGUCCAUUGACGUGAGUAUCUUAUCUACGUGUACAUGUCCAUGGACCCAUGAAUCAAAUGAUCACGUCCAUUGACGUGUGUAUCUAAUCUACAUGUGCAUGGACCCAUGAAUCUAAUGUACACGUCCAUUGAAGUAUGUAUUUAAUCUACAUUUCCAUGGACCCAUGAAUCUAAUGCACACGUCCAUUGACGUAUGUAUCUAAUCUACAUGUCCAUGGACCCAUGAAUCUAAUGUACACGUCCAUUGACGUGUGUAUCUAAUCUACAUGUCGAUGGACCCAUGAAUCUAAUGUACACGUCAAUUGACGUGUGUAUCUAAUCUACAUGUCCAUGGACCAAUGAAUCUAAUGUACACGUCCAUUGACGUGUGUAUCUAAUCUACAUGUCCAUGGACCAAUGAAUCUAAUGUACACGUCCAUUGACGUAUGUAUCUAAUCGACAUGUCCAUUGAACCAUGAAUCUAAUGUACACAUCCAUUGACAUAUGUAUCUAAUCGACAUGUCCAUGGACCCACGGAUCUAAUGUACACGUCCAUUGACGUAUGUAUCCAAUCGACAUGUCCAUUGAACCAUGAAUCUAAUGUACACGUCCAUUGACGUGUGUAUCUAAUAUACGUGUACAUGCCCAUAUAGCCAUGAAUCUAAAUUACACAUCCAUUGACCUAUGUAUCUAAUCGACAUGUCCAUGGACCCAUGAAUCUAAUGUAGACGUCCGUUGACGUGUGUAUCUAAUUUACGUGUACAUGCCCAUAUACCCAUGAAUCUAAUUUACACAUCCAUUGACGUAUGUAUCUAAUCUACAUGUCCAUGGACCCAUGAAUAUAAUGCACACGUUCAUUGACGUGUGUAUCUAAUCUACAUGUCCAUUGACGUGUGUAUCUCAUCUACGUGUGCAUGCCAAUAGACCCAUGAAGCUAGUUUACACGUCCAUUGACGUGCAUAUUUAAUCUACACUUCCGUUUAAUUUUUUUCUUCGUUUACACGUCCAUCUAGCUGUUUAUUUAUUUUACACCUCCAUUGACCUAUAUUUUAGUCUACAUAUCCAUCGACGAACGUAUUCCGUUUUCAUGUCAAUUAACCUGUGUUUUAGUAAAACAUUCGAUGCAUAGGAAGGAUUAUUUAACCUCGACUGAAGAAAAUAUCUAGUACAUAACUUAAAGACUGUCUGAAGGGGAUUGCUUUUGAAAGGUUAAUUGAUGAACUAAUGUUAAGUAAUAUUAGUAAAUAGUCAUUAUACUAUCUUUAAAAGUAUGUACUGUUGUCAAUGAAAAAAAGGUUAAAAUGUAUGGUACAACCUUAAAAUCGUAUGUAUACUACCGUAUGUCCCCUGGUUACAGUACACAUUAGCAUCAACAUAAUACUUGAAUAGUGAUGGGUGAUACAAAUCUCGUCACACAUGAGUGUAUUUUUCCGAUAUACAAAAUAAGCUUUCCUUGUAUAUGUAAUCACUUUUGUGUCAGUGAUAUAAUUUUCAAAGCAAGUUUUUCUUUAUUGUGGAACUUUUUGAUAUUUACAUACACGAUUACAGAUGUUUACAUACAGAACGAUUUCUCUAAUUUGCUGUGAACGUUGUAUGAUAUGUUUCAUAUUGCUGUAAUGGAAACAGUUCCUGCCAAAUAGUUCCUAGAUUUAUAACACCAACACAGAAAUGUCCAUGAUCGUGCCUAUUUAGUACGGGAGACUAUCAAUAUGUUGAUGUGUAGCUAGUUAUAGAGACUCAAUUAUGUUCUUUGUUUGUGUAUUGCAUUUUUGUUAUUAUCACAAGUUAUCGAGCAUACAUUAAGUGCCAAAGAAGCGUAUACCCCUACACAGACAAAGAGUUGAGGUCAACAGGCCGAUUCCAUCAGUCGGACAAUGAAAGAUUGACCAAUGGCAGCCUAAUCCCGCAUGACCAUUUUAUCCCGACGUUGAUCUCGACAUUGAGCUUGAUCUUUAUUUGAUCCAGACGACAAUUGUAUGCUCGAUUACAAUUUCACUAGACUUAAUCCUUGUCUUCGAUCACGAUUUGACCUUUUGCUCGAUUACAACUUCAUUACUACAUGUACAAUAUAACCGCAUACAUAUUCUACCCUUUAGUGCUGACAUCAAGCUCAGACCUAUCCUACCCUUUAGUGCCGACAGUAAGCUCUGACAUAUUCUACCCUCUAGUGCUGACAUCAAGCUCAGACAUAUUCUACCCUUUAGUGCCAACAUCAAGCUCAGACAUAUUCUGUCCUUAAGUGCUGACAUCAAGCUCAGACAUAUUCUACCCUUUAGUGAUGACAUCAAGCUCAGACAUAUACUACCCUUUAGUGCUGACAUCAAGCUCAGACAUAUUCUACCCUUAAGUGCUGACAUUACAUUUAACCUCUGACAUAAUUUCCCCGUUAGUGCUGAUAUCAAGCUUAGACACAAUCUACCCUUUAGUGCCGACAUUAAGCUUUGACAAAAUCUACUCUUUAGUGCUGACAUCAAGCUCUGACAAAAUCUACCCUUUAGUGCUGACAUCAAACUCAGACAAAAUCUAUCCUUUAGUGCUGACAUCAAGCUCAGACAUAAUCUACCCUCUAGUGCUGACAUUAACCUCAGACAUUAUCCACCCUCUAGUGCUGAACUUAACCUCAAACAUUAUCCACCCUCUGGUGCUGAUAUUAACCUCACACAGUAUCCACCCUCUAGUGCUGACAUUUACCUCAAACAUAAUUUUUCCUCUAGUGCAGAACUUAACCUCAAACAUUACCUACCCUCUAGUGCUGACAUAAACCUCAGACAUUAUCCACCCUCUAGUGCUGAAUUUAACCUCAGACAUUAUCCACCCUCUAGUGCUGAUAUUAACAUCUGACAGUAUCCACCCUCUAGUGCUGACAUUAACCUCAGACAUAAUCUUUCCUCUAGGGCUGCACUUAACCUAAGACAUUAUCCAUACUCUAUAGCUGAAUUUAACCUCAGACAUAAUCUACCCUCUAGUGCUGAUAUUAAUCUCAUACAUUAUCCACCCUCUAGUGCUGAUAUUAACCUCAGACAUUAUCCAACCUCUAGUGUUGAACUUAACCUCAGACAUAAUCUACCCUCUAGUGCUGAUAUUAACCUCAUACAUUAUCCACCCUCUAGUGUUGAACUUAACCUCAGACAUUAUCCACCCUCUAGUGCUGAUAUUAACCUCAGACAUUAUCCACCCUCUAAUGCUGAACUUAACCUCAGACAUUAUCCACCCUCUAGUGCUGACAUAAACAUCAGCCAUAAUCCACCCUCUAGUGCUGAUAUUAACCUAUGACAUUAUCCACCCUCUAGUGCUGAACUUAACCUCAGACAUUAUCCACCCUCUAGUACUGAUAUUAAUCUCAGACAUUAUCCACCCUCUAGUGCUGACAUUAACCUCAGACAUAAUCUUUCCUCUAAUGCUGAACUUAACCUCAGACAUUAUCCACCCUCUAGUGCUGAACUUAACCUCAGACAUAAUCUACCCUCUAGUGCUGAUAUUAACCUAUGACAUAAUCUACCCUCUAGUACUGAUAUUAAUCUCAGAUAUAAUCUCCCUCUAGUGCUGACAUUCACCUCAGCCAUACACACCUAGUGCUGACAUUUACCUCAGGUAUAAUCUUCUCGUGCUGACAUUAACUUCUCACAUUAUAUUCCCUGUUGUGCUGACACUGACUUCAGGCAUAAUCCACCCUUUAGUACUGACUUUAACCUCAGACAUAAUCCACCCACUAGUGCUGAACUUAGCCUAAGACAUAAUCCACUUUCUUGUGCUGACAUAAUCCCAAGACGUAACCCUCUAGCGCUGACAUAAACCUCAGACGUAGCCCUCUAAUGCUGACAUAAACCUCAGACAUAUUCCACCUAUAGUGCUUACAUUGAUACCGUAUCUUUUACAUUUUAAAUUAACACUUGCGUUGGAAAUGUUCAAACGAGGCUGCUUUCAAUUAAAGCGUAAAUGCUAUGAUAUAAUUAGGGCAUUUGAAUAAUUCAAGUCUACUGCUUGGCUUGACAUGAUAUACAACGUUUUUUGUCUCAAAUUUUAAUAUCUAUUUCUAUUGAACAACUACUUAAUUAUAUGUGAUUCAAGUCAACAGUGUGAGAAUGUGUUUAACAGAAAUGCAGAUUGUAUUUACCCAAUUGUUUGUGCUUUCAAAUGAAAAAAUAUGUAUAAAUCUCUAUUAAAUUAUUUGAUUGAACG
Messenger RNA from Mizuhopecten yessoensis (Yesso scallop), 7278 nucleotides. Its product is annotated as prolactin-releasing peptide receptor-like. Gene Ontology annotation, biological process: neuropeptide signaling pathway. Gene Ontology annotation, cellular component: membrane. Gene Ontology annotation, molecular function: neuropeptide Y receptor activity. The record is from RefSeq and is a predicted model, not a curated record. Bases 212 to 1645 code for a protein of 477 amino acids. The transcript has 3 exons. Lineage: Eukaryota; Metazoa; Mollusca; Bivalvia; Pectinida; Pectinidae.